UUGGGCCCUUCUAUUUGGGUUGGCCCAUCCUUCUUUAAUCCGACGUAUCGUAAUCGUGAAUGGGACCGUUACUUCUUCCCCAUUUUAUCCAUUCCCGCUCUCCAUCUCUCAUCACUACGAACAUGCGCUGAAUCAGCAGAACUAGAAGAGCCAUGAAAAAUCUAGAGUUUCGAUCACGAUCUCCUCCUCUACGAGAAACCCUACCUCCCUCGUUCCUCUUUAUUGCCACUCAUUUUAGACCAAAAUCCUACGUAUCCUUCUCUCGAUUUCCUCGUCGCCUGCCUAAGAUCCCUAAAAAGUCAAACACCAAUUCGCCUCAAAAUCUCAAUCUUCGAAGACUGACCUCUCGCAUUGUCGAUCUCACGCGCAGGAAGCAGCUAAAGCAGGUAUUUGAGGAAGUUGAGACUGCAAAGAGAAAAUAUGGGAAGGUGAACAGGAUUGUGAUGAAUGCUGUUAUGCAGGCUUGUAUACGGUGCAAGGAUUUGGAUUCGGCAUGGAGGGUUUUCGAUGAAAUGUCGAAGCUGGAGAGUUGUGGUGUUGAUAGCGUUACGUAUGGGAUUCUACUGAAGGGUUUAGGUGAAGCUCGAAAAAUUGAUGAAGCAUUCCAAAUUCUUGAAUCUGUUGAACAAGGUGUUGCUGCUGGAAAUCCGAAGUUGUCACCUAAACUCAUAUAUGGUCUGCUGAAUGCUUUGCUAGAGGCUGGGGAUAUGCGUCGUGCCAAUGGUCUUGUUGCACGUUAUCGACUAGUGCUGCAUGAAGAUACUCACUCGGUCUUGCUGUACAACUUAUUAAUGAAGGGGUAUACAAACACAGAUUUCCCUCUUGGUGCUUUAACUGUCCGGGAUGAAAUAAUGCGCCAGGGAUUGAAGCCUGACAAAUUAACCUAUAACACACUUAUCUUUGCAUGCGUGAAAUCUGGAAAAACAGAUGCAGCAAUUCAGUUUCUUGCUGAAAUGAAGGAGGAAGCUUUGAAGACCAACUGCAGUGUCCUUCCAGAUGCUGUCACUUACACCACUUUACUUAAGGGUCUAGGGAAUGAAAAAGACCUGUUUACUAUUCAGAAAAUUGUGGUUGAGAUGAAAUCACAGCCUGACCUGUUUAUUGAUCGGACUGCAUAUACAGCGAUGGCAGAUGCUUUUCUUGCUUGUGGAUCCAUCAGAGGAGCACUUUGCAUAUUUGGUGAGAUGAUAAAGCAAGCCGGAAGAAAUAAGAAUCUGAUGCCAAAGCCUCAUCUUUAUCUUUCUAUGAUGCGGGUAUUUGCUGCUAUGGGGGAUUUUGAUUUGGCAAGAAAGCUACAUGUACACAUGUGGUCAGGUUCUGUUGGAUCAAUUUCUCCUUCAGCAAGACUAGAGGCUGAUGAGCUUCUCAUGGAAGCAGCAUUAAACGGUGAUCAGAUUGAUGUUGCUAGACAAAUACUUUCUAAUACUAUUGCAAAACAAGAUGACUUUACAUGGACAACCCGAGGAGGCAUGGUUGCUAUACGAUUAGAGGCUAUGUCAGGAUAUGCUAGUUCCUUGUUUGCCCCUUACAUUCUCACUCAGGUUUCUUUAGCUGACCCAGUUGACAAAUAUAUGCUUGCAUUUGAAGAAGCUUUACCAUUACCUGCUAACUCGCUCUUGAAGGAAGUUGUGUUGCGGUUUGUGAAGGACUCUGUUGUUCCUGUUAUAGACGACUGGGGUAGCUGUGUUGGAAUUGUGCAUCGUGAUGACUGUAAAGAGCUGGAUGCACCUCUUUCAUCGUUGAUGAGGGGACCGCCACCUUGUGUUACCACAUCUACAUCAAUUGGCCGAGUAAUUGAUCUGAUCCUCGACAAGAAAUACCAAAUGGUGGUGGUUGUUAAAAAUAGCAAUGUAUAUGAAACCAGUUACAGCUCGAGUGCGAGGCCUGUUGGCGUCUUUACACGGGAAAAGAUUUUGGAGCUUACAGUUGCAUCGUAAGUGAAACCUGUAGUUUGUACGACUCAAGCAACGCAAAGAUCUUCGGUUGGGUUUGACUAAAGAGGUUUAGUUUUAGCGUCCUGGAAAUGCAGGCAAAGUUCCUUUUGACAUUGCUGCAACCUUUUGUUGUAAAUCUUUUUAGAGCUUACCUUUAUUUUGCCUUUUAAAAAUUAGGUGGUUAGAAGAUUGAGUUCCUUAGUAUUGCUGUAAAACAUAUUUAUAAUAUAAUCCAAUUGUAUCCUACAUUA
Molecule: messenger RNA, 2185 nt
Organism: Asparagus officinalis (garden asparagus)
Lineage: Eukaryota; Viridiplantae; Streptophyta; Magnoliopsida; Asparagales; Asparagaceae
Product: pentatricopeptide repeat-containing protein At5g10690
Exons: 12
Coding region: 153-1937 (594 amino acids)
Molecular function (GO): protein binding
Source: RefSeq, a predicted model, not a curated record